AUGCUCGUGAAGGCUCCGCUUCCGACUGCUGAGGAGCUGCCGCAGGCCAAGGGCGCAGCGCACACGGUUGGGAGCAGCACGCCCACCGAUGUGCAGGAUACAGACCGUGCACUGGACCUGGAGAACCUGAACCUGGACUCCAACACGGAAGUGUCUCUGAUAGCCGCGGACUUGCCCCCAGAAAGCGACGAGGGUAACACGGAGUACAAGCGGCAGCUGGUGCAGCCGUCACCCCAACGUUUCGCAGAGCUGGUGACACAACUCAAGUACCGCAUGGCAGCGGGGCACGGGGAAGCUAUGUACCAGCUAGGGUACGACGAUGACGGACGCGCACGUGGUGUUCCAGAGGACGUUUUGGAGGCCUCAAUUGAGACCGUGGAACGCAUGGCUGCAGAGCUCCGAGCAGACGCCACCGUGUGGCGACGGGCUCGCGGACGCGACGGCUGGGUCGCACAGCUGCUCAUUCGAGCGCGACCGCGAAGCUGCGAAGAGUUUACGGAUACUCGUAUUUGUGUAUCUGGCAAUGUGGACGCGGGCAAGUCCUCUCUUCUCGGUGUAUUGUGCGGAACCGGCCAACUCGAUAACGGACGAGGUCUGGCACGAGCGCAGGUCCUGACACAUAAACACGAGCUGGAGAGCGGGCGCACCUCGGCGAUUAGCAUGCAGCUCAUGGGAUUCGACAGCGCCGGUCAUGUGGUGAACUACACGAACGUUACCACGAAUCGCCAGCUAUCCUGGGCUGAGAUCGUCACAAAUUCAUCCAAACUAAUCACGUUUUGUGAUCUCGCCGGGCACGAAAAGUACCUCAAAACGACAAUGUUCGGCCUAACGGCACAUGCACCAGACUAUUGUAUGAUGGUCGUUGCCUUGAAUCAAGGCGUGCUGCGAAUGACCCAGGAACACUUUGCUAUAGCACUUGCGCUCAAGAUUCCAGUUUUUGUUGUUUUCUCCAAGAGUGACCUGGCACCUGCCAACGUUGCCGAGCAUACCAUCAGCGUCAUGACGCGUAUGCUCAAGUCGAGCGGUGCUCGCAAAAUCCCCGUCCUGGUGAACUCCCUGGAUGAGGUGAGCAUCUGCGCGCGAAAUAUCCCGAACGACCGCAUGGUACCGAUGUUUGUGGUCAGCAAUGUUACCGGAGCCGGACUCGAUCUACUGCGAGCGUUUCUGAACCUGUUGCCAUGGCGUCACGACUGGAACGAGCGGAAGAAGAGCGCUUUUGCCGAGUUCACCGUCGAUGAUCACUUCAGCGUACCAGGAGUUGGCACAGUUGUUUCGGGCGUGUGCCUGCGCGGUGUUCUCCAGCAGGGACAGAGCGUUUUUCUGGGACCCGAUCGACAUGGUCAUUUCGCGCGCAUUGCGAUCAAGUCCAUCCACUACAAAAGGGUCCCUGUGCAGCGACUAUAUGCCGGUCAGUCGGGAUCGUUGGCGCUCAAGAAAAUUCGCCGUGAGCGUGUUCGCAAAGGCAUGGUGGUGCUGAGCACCGCUGGCUUCUCCAACGGAGCCAAGUCGGGGUCGUCACCGGCAGCGUCCGGAAACGGGAAUACGCCGACGACGCCCGUAUCUGUCAUCGAGUUCGAAGCGGAUGUUGCGCUCAUGUACCACAGCACGAGCGUCCGGGCGGGCUACCAACCGAUCGUUCACUGCAGUACGAUCCGGCAGGCCGCCCAGGUGACCUGGAUGGAUCGCGACGUGGUGCGCAUGGGUGAGCGUGCACGCGCUCAGUUUCGCUUCCUCUACCGCCCUGAAUGGCUCCGGGUCGGUGAUCGUUUCUGUUUUCGUGAAGGAAGGACCAAAGGUAUUGGUCAUGUGACGCGCCUUGUGGAGUGCUGGACUCGUGACCUCAUCACGAUAAAUUGA
Molecule: messenger RNA, 1857 nt
Organism: Cyanidioschyzon merolae strain 10D
Lineage: Eukaryota; Rhodophyta; Bangiophyceae; Cyanidiales; Cyanidiaceae
Product: conserved GTP binding protein of unknown function
Exons: 1
Coding region: 1-1857 (618 amino acids)
Biological process (GO): translational elongation
Molecular function (GO): GTP binding; translation elongation factor activity; GTPase activity
Source: RefSeq, a predicted model, not a curated record